This is a messenger RNA of Centropristis striata (black sea bass), 4112 nucleotides long. It is a transcript of the gene phaf1, whose product is annotated as phagosome assembly factor 1. The coding region runs from base 1278 to 2555 and encodes 425 amino acids. Gene Ontology annotation, cellular component: synaptic vesicle membrane; trans-Golgi network; dendrite. Gene Ontology annotation, biological process: Golgi to plasma membrane protein transport. The record is from RefSeq and is a predicted model, not a curated record. NCBI's taxonomy places the organism in Eukaryota, Metazoa, Chordata, Actinopteri, Perciformes, Serranidae. The transcript has 16 exons.
AACAAGAUAUACAAAGAAAAAUGUCAGUUACAGUAUCUAUAGAAUCUAACUAUUCAAUGUUGAUUUUAUGUUUUGUUUACACAGGCUUGUAGACGUUUUUUGGUCGCCUGUGUCAGCUGACUAUGAUGUCAUCACGUCAAACAAAUUCGUGCGUCGAACACAGGAAGUUGAAUUAUCAGCUGAUCCUGCUGGCUGUUGUUGAUACCUGAAGUUGCUGUUGUUUGGAUACUGUGUUGCUCUGAUCUGCUCCUGACAUUGAAGACACAUUCAACCCGAACAUUUACCGAGCAUUGGACAUUUACCGGCUGACGAGCUUAUUGGUUACAAAUGAAACGUCUCGCAGCGAGGACUUUGAAUUUAGCGCACUAGAGCAGAAGUGUUAGCUCCAAAGCUUGAAGAGAGAAAGAGAGAAAGACAGCCGACGGCUUGGUGUGCUCUCUUUGUUUAUGUCGUGCCAGUCUAAACCGUGAGAUUAAUGGUAUUUGUCUUGAAUUUAGAACAUUGUUUUCUGCGCAUACGUUAUUUAUGUUUAUACUCUGUUACCAAUAGGCGGAAGACAGCUAGCUCUGUAGCUAACGUUAGCUCAUAGCGCAAAGAAAACAGUGUUGUUGUCAAGCUUUGAUGCUUUCAUAACCGCCCGGCAGCGACACAUAAGCUAACAGUGGGAACAGUCGGGUUUGGGGACAUUAUUAUCGUGUCUCUAUAUUAUGUCUGUAGCUGUUUUCCACUGGAACAGGGACACAGCACUGUAACCGAACUAGUUGGUGUUAAUUGAAGCCUGUUGGAGACGUGUUUGGCUGUUGAACACUGCUUGUUUACUCCAAAUCGAGUACAUUAAUUUUUGUUCGUUUUUAAAAAAAAAAUCCGUAUCGAUUUUAAACCACAGAAACGGGUACUAGGUGAACUGAUAUCUGUCCUUGUACGUUUUGUUCCUGACAGAUUGCGUAAUUUGUUUGUGUGUGAGCUGUCAGUCUUUGCUGGGUUGCUUGAUAAAACCUAUGUAUCUCUGUAAGCCUUAGGUGGCUCACUGGAAGUCCUUUUAAAUAUUUAACACAUUUUAUCACAUAUGACGUGUGAGAAAGUGGCCACCUUUUACUGUAACCCAUAGACUGAGUAGGUAUUUGAUGCCCAGACUCCAUAUAAGUAGGUAGAGUUAUGAAUUAAAGAAGCCAUCUGAAGCUAUUGCAAGACUAAGCUGUGAUCAGGGAAAGAGAGAAAGGGUCCCUCAGAGGGUCCCAUUGUGUCUUGAGGUGAGGUGACCCCCCCACUACUUGCCAAUGCUGGAUCUGGAGGUGGUGCCUGAGAGAUCACUAGGAAAUGAGCAAUGGGAAUUCGCCUUAGGGAUGCCAUUGGCCCAGGCCAUCUCUAUUUUGCAGAAACACUGCCGCAUCAUAAAAAAUGUACAGGUGCUAUACAGUGAACAGACACCACUCAGCCAUGACCUCAUACUGAACCUGACUCAGGAUGGGAUUAAACUGCUGUUUGAUGCCACAAAUCAGAGACUCAAGGUGAUUGAAGUGUAUGACCUGAGCAAAGUCAAGUUGAAAUACUGUGGAGUCCAUUUCAACUCUCAGGCCAUUGCUCCUACAAUAGAGCAAAUUGACCAGUCAUUUGGAGCUACGCACCCUGGAGUUUACAAUGCUGCAGAGCAGUUGUUCCAUCUCAACUUUCGAGGCCUGUCCUUCUCCUUCCAACUGGACUCGUGGAAUGAAGCUCCAAAAUACGAGCCUAAUUUUGCCAUGGGUUUGGCCUCCCUGCAGAUUCCACAUGGGGCCAUGGUCAAGAGGAUGCACAUCUACACUGGCAACAACCUGCAAGAAACAAGAGCGCCAGCGAUGCCGUUGGCUUGUUUCCUUGGCAACAUCUUUGCAGAGUGUGUGGAUGUCCUGAGAAAUCAAGCAGGGCCUCUGGGGCUCAAACUCCGCCUUAUCACUGCAGGCUGUGGUCCAGGUGUGAUGGCUGAUUCUAAAGUCAGGUCUCUAGAAAGGUGCAUCUACUUUGGAGAUUCCUGUCAGGAUGUGCUGGGUGCUCUGGGCUCACCACAUAAAGUCUUCUACAAGUCUGAGGACAAGAUGAAGAUCCACUCUCCAUCCCCUCACAAGCAGGUUCCUUCAAAAUGUAACGACUACUUCUUCAACUACUUCACCCUCGGAGUGGAUAUCCUGUUCGACUCUACAACUCACCUGGUGAAGAAGUUUGUCCUCCAUACCAACUACCCCGGACAUUACAACUUCAAUAUAUAUCAUCGAUGUGACUUUAAGAUUCCACUAGUCAUUAAGAAAGGAGCUGAUUCUCAGACGGAGGACUGCAUCCUAACCACCUACAACAAGUGGGAUCAGAUUCAGGAACUGCUUGGUCACCCCAUGGAGAAGCCUGUAGUACUUCACAGGUCUUCAUCAGCCAAUAACACCAACCCCUUCGGCUCCACCUUCUGCUUUGGACUGCAGAGGAUGAUCUUUGAGGUGAUGCAGAAUAACCACAUAGCAUCCGUGACCCUCUAUGGUGCUCGAACCGCUAGUCAAGCCCGACCCGAGUCUAGUAGUAGUUCCCACUGAACAAGUAACUAGAACCACGUCCCAUUCUGGCCUGUCCUGAAUCUAGUACCUUGCUGAGUGCUGACUGAACCUCUAACCCAGAGCCAGAUUCUUAACCAAGCAAACGAAAACCCAGAACAACAAAGUCAUUCAUACCCAGCUCAGAAGCUACUCAUUGAAGAGAAACAUUGCAGAACCCAGACCUGGCAUUUAUCAAGCAUUCCUGGUGACUUACUCUUCCAACACCCACCCAGUCGACACAGUCAACCAAAACCCAGACUAUCCCAGGACCCAGGAUCUAGAGACAUGGUCGCAGUGCUGGACCACUGAUGCUUUGACACGAAACUAACGAUGUCUCGGUUGUGUGGGAAUAUCACGGUGGUGCUGCUGCGAACGGACACGGUGAAGAAAUCUGUGCUGGAGUAGAGCUCAAUCGUUUUCAUCUGGCGACUGAAGUUGCCCAGGAUGAUGGAAGAAGAGUCUGUCCAGACUGUAGUUCCAAUGGCAUAUAAUGGCAGCCUGUAAAUGACAAUAACCUCCAUUUCAUUGUGGUGAGAUGAUCAGCAUUUAAUUGUCAUCUGCAACAAAUCUCUAUGAAAACUGCUGUGGCCAAAGUCUUGAAACAAACUCUUGCUUGAUCCACUGAAUGAACAUCAAGGAACCACACUGCCAGCGCAACCAGUACCGCCUGUCUUCCUGCCACAACUUCAGAACCAGGCCCAGGAACCGGCUCCCUCAAAACCCUCACAUUUAAACCGCAAGAACCCACCCAGCCCCACCAAGGGCCAUCAGAGCCAAACGCAUCAGAGGCUGCAGAGGACUGUUGAGAGAAAAACACAAGAAUCCAGAUAUUGUCGUAAUAAGAGAAGAGCCAAACACACUCAGGGUUUGGAGUGACAACAAGACCCAGGUGACCAGAUGUGAAGCCUCUCAAAACAGAACCGUUCUCCAUGCUCGUCUCCCUCCUCCACCUUUCUACUCGUCGUCCCUCCGGCUUUCUGCAGCGGUGCCCACAAACACACACACAGCAGUAAACACACACACACACACACACACAGAGGUGUCGGGACUGUAGAACCUGAUAAUGUAAAAAAUUCCCGAUAAUGUAAUAACCCUGAUAAUGUAAUAAAAAUCUGCACUUGAGUCCAUUGAAAAUGUAAUAAAACCUGAUAAUGUAAUAACUUCCCGAUAAUGUAAUAAAGUGCAUUUCCCAAUAAUGACAUACACUUUUUACCAAUAAUGUAAGAAAGUAUGGAAGGUUUUUGAUCAAAUCAAAGAUGGCGGAAAAUCCAAUAUGGCCAAAAAACCCCAUUGAGGAUUCAUUGAGCUCGGAUUGGCCCAAGGGUUCCAGUGAAAAACGGAUCAACGGGUCAAAAGUUAAUAAACAUUUAACUUUGACCUGUUGGUGGCGCUAGAGCUCUUGAGCUAGAGUUGCCUACACAGUAUCACCACUUGAACUCAAGUAAUGGGUGGUCUGCUGUUAAAUUAUUACAAUAUUGGGGAAUUAUUACAUUAUCAGGACUUGAUAAUGUAAUAACAUCCCAUUAAUGUUAUACUUUAUUGAAUUAAAUUAUUGGU